Vicia faba (fava bean) is the source of this 1479-nucleotide messenger RNA. NCBI's taxonomy places the organism in Eukaryota, Viridiplantae, Streptophyta, Magnoliopsida, Fabales, Fabaceae. The record is from the annotation of a GenBank genome assembly.
AUGGCCACCAGGCGUUUGAGGGCAUUUAAGCGGUGGAUGAAAUCCAAUGGAUUUGAAUGGAGCAACGCAUUGGAGUUUGUGGACACCCUUGAACAAGGAAUAUCCGUUAAAGCAUUGUGUCAAAUGAAUGAAGGUGAUGUGGUUGCGAAAAUGCCAAAGCAAGCUUGUCUUACCAUCAAUACUAGUGGUGCAUGUGACAUCAUUGAAAAUGCUUGUUUGGGUGGUUAUUUGGGUCUUGCUGUUGCUAUCAUGUAUGAGAGAAGUUUGGGUGAGGAUUCUCCUUGGGCUGGUUACCUUCAGCUUUUGCCUCAACAAGAAUCUUUGCCUUUGGUUUGGACUCUUGAUGAAGUAAGCUGCCUUUUGUGUGGUACUGAGCUUCAACAGACAGUGCAAGAAGACAAAGCUCUUGUGUAUGAGGACUGGAAAGAGAAUAUUCUACCCUUGUUGGAUUCAGAACCUUCAAGGCUUAACCCGACAUUCUUUGGUGUGGAACAGUACUUUGCAGCCAAAAGUCUUAUUUCUUCUAGAUCUUUUGAGAUAGAUGAUUACCAUGGCUUUGGCAUGGUCCCCCUAGCAGACUUAUUCAAUCAUAAAACGGGUGCAGAAGAUGUGCAUUUCACGGCUUUGUCUUCUAAUGAUGAAUCUGACGACGAUGCUGACGAAGGAAUUGUUGAUGAAGAAGCAUUAGCUGAAAAUUCAUCUAUGGAUAAGACUGAGAAGGGUGUUAGUAACACGGAGUAUUCGGUUACUGAGGAUGAUACUUCAAUGCUGGAGAUGGUUAUGAUAAAAGAUGUUAGCAGUGGAGCUGAGGUAUUUAAUACUUACGGCUUAUUGGGUAAUGCUGCUUUACUACAUAGAUAUGGAUUUACCGAGCAAGAUAAUGCCUAUGAUAUUGUAAACAUUGAUAUGGAGCUGGUACUUCAAUGGUGUUCUUCUCUAUUCUCUGACCGCCACAGCAGAUCAAGCAUCUCUCUUUGGAGAAGGUUAGGCUAUUCCGGUGACAGCGAAAACUCAGAAUAUUUUGAGGUAUCAUUUGAUGGAGAACCACAGAUUGAACUCAUCAUUUUAUUACACAUCAUGUUUUUACCAGUCGAUGUCUACCAUAAAUUAGACUUAUCAGUAGCAGUUGCUGGAAAUCGUCACGAAUCAAGUGAAAAAACCACUUUUUUGAAUGGUAAUAUUUUUCCACAUAGUAAUGGGACUAAUAUGAGCAAGAAACCAUUGAUGACAAAAGAAAUUUGCACGGCUUUGUUGUCACUGGCUGAUAUAAGGGAGAGUCUCUAUGGUUUGAAAUCAAUGGAAGACGAUAUUGAGGCAUUGGAAAGGUGUAGUUUUGUCGGAGAUAGAAAGCUGUAUCAUUCUUUGGUUCUGCGUAUCAGUGAAAGGAAGAUCAUUCAAAAACUCAGAAAUUAUGCUUCAAAGUCAUGUAAGAUUACUAAGCCUAGUUCUGCCCGGAAGAAGUUGAAAAGGACAGCAUAG